AUGGCCAACAGGGUUCCAGGGUACGGGGACUUGGUGGAUCGACAGGCCAAGAUGCAGUCCAAGUACUCUCUGGAAGUGGAGCAGGUGGUCAGAGUCUGGAUGGAGAUGGUCACUGGGCAGCCAGUGAUGCCAGAAAUAGCACAGGACACUCCCCUUGGACCCGACAGGAUGCAAUCAGCGUUAAGAGAUGGAGUGUAUCUAUGCAAACUAAUGAACUCAAUUGACCCCGGCAGCUGCAGACCGAACACACACUCCAACAUUCCAUUUAAACACAUGGAAAAUAUUGGUAUGUUUUUGAAUGCGUGUGAAGAAUACGGGGUGAAGAAGCUGGACAUGUUCCAAACUGUGGACCUUUAUGACAACACAAACUUCGGAGGGGUCAUUCAAACGAUUCUCGCUCUAGGCAGAAAAUGCCAGGCUAACAACUUCCUAGGUCCAGUUCUGGGUCCCAAAGAGUCCACUCCUCGGAGUCGAGAAUGGACCAAUGAACAAUUACGGAGAGGCAAUGCUAUCAUUUCACUGCAAAUGGGAACUAACAAACACCAGGACUCUGGCUUAGACGCACUCUGCAGACGACAGAUCAUACCACACCCUAACUCAGCACAAUGACAAAGGAUGCAGUUUUUACUUUAUAUCAAACGAAAACAUUCCUGUCUUUUUGCCGACCCAUCGUACUUUCUACACUUCACAGUCUGCAAAACUUAAAUGACCGAAACCUUCCAAUUUUGUAAUUAUGCGAAUGAUAUAAUAGUAUGAAAAAUCAUUAAAACGCAUUAUUGAAGCAGCCAAAAAACUUCAAAAAUAUGUUUCGACGAACUUUUAGCGAUUCGACCUGUCUGGUAUUUAGGUUUUUAAUUGCCCUACUUUUGACUAAGUGAAGUUACUUAAUCAGCAAUGGAGUUUAAAAAUUGGCUAAAUCUUUGUUUUCUGUUAUUUAAUUU
This is a messenger RNA of Symsagittifera roscoffensis, 941 nucleotides long. Its product is annotated as myophilin-like. Gene Ontology annotation, molecular function: actin filament binding. The transcript is spliced from 3 exons. The record is from RefSeq and is a predicted model, not a curated record. Gene Ontology annotation, cellular component: actin cytoskeleton. Bases 1 to 609 code for a protein of 202 amino acids. NCBI's taxonomy places the organism in Eukaryota, Metazoa, Xenacoelomorpha, Acoela, Convolutidae. Gene Ontology annotation, biological process: actin filament organization.